AUGUCUACGGAUAAUCAUAACAAUGAUGGGUUUCCAUUUAUUCCAGUUGCAAGAGAUUCUGGAAGUCAUGAUUCACAUUUAUUAGAUAUACAAGAUAAUAAUAAUUCACAAACUCCAUCAUCCCCGAUAGGAGGAGGAGGGAAAGGAGGAAAACCAAGAUCUCAACGUUCUUCUUCUAACCCUCGUGUUCAUCAAACGCAGGCUGAGGUCAUGAACGAGCAUUCAUCAAAUGAUCAAUCAGGCCAUGCCAUGACUACGGGCCAUCAAAUGGUUGAUGCAAUUCAGAGUUGGUGGAUUAUGGCUAUAUAG
This is a messenger RNA of Entrophospora sp. SA101, 309 nucleotides long. NCBI's taxonomy places the organism in Eukaryota, Fungi, Glomeromycota, Glomeromycetes, Entrophosporales, Entrophosporaceae. The record is from the annotation of a GenBank genome assembly.